Molecule: messenger RNA, 2378 nt
Organism: Dryobates pubescens (Downy woodpecker)
Lineage: Eukaryota; Metazoa; Chordata; Aves; Piciformes; Picidae
Product: fibronectin type III domain-containing protein 9
Exons: 1
Coding region: 16-687 (223 amino acids)
Molecular function (GO): protein binding
Source: RefSeq, a predicted model, not a curated record
CUGAGCAACAUCCCGAUGGGAAUAACUGUCCAAAACAUCACAGGAAACACAGCAAUGGUAACUUGGCCAAGAAUGGCCGGCUGUGCCGACACCUUUUACAGCAUCAUGUACCACCCUAACUGGAACAGCAUGCUAUCCAGUUACUCCAGGAAGAGCUUUCAGAAGGAAGAGAGGGUGCCCAGCAGUCGCACCUCCUUUGUUGUUGAAAGCCUAACUCCACUAACAACGUACAUUGUCUGCGUGACCUGCCAGUCUGCGAACCCCUCUAGCGACCAGUGCAGAGUUUUCAACACACUGGAACAAGACCCAGCAUCUGCGAGCAACACCAAGAAAGAGUUGGCUCUGGGCAUCUGGCUUACCAGCAGCAUCCUGCUCCUCAUCAUUGCUGCGGUUCUCCUCUACGGCUGCCUGCACCUCCUGUGCCGAAGGAGACACGAGCAUUUGCAAGAGCAAGACAGGACCUUCAAACACGACCACAGGGAGAUGUGGAGCAAAAGCACGGCAUACACCUCAGAGGAGCUCAGUAGGCAGAGCCAACUGAUGCAGGACACUGAGAAAAGGCAUCCCAGCGGCAUCCAGCUGGCCACAAUCAUAGAGAAUCCCUCAGCGUGCAAAGAGCCUGUCGUGCCACCUUCCAAAAGCCAAGAGCAAGUGCCAAUGACAGGACAGUGUUCUGCUAUAAAUUAGAAACUUUCUGUCAAGGAGGAAAUUUUACUACAUAUGACAUCCCAACUGCUUCAGAUACAUCAUAUAUUUUGUUGACACUCACAAGGGAGUUACAACUGUUUACUCCAGCUCUCCUGGCUGUACCUCCAGUGCCACAUGCCUUUCCAACAGCCCAUAUGCAACCAGAGGUACUCAGAGGCAAAAUUUCAAAUUCCCAAGCAGCGAGCACUUCCACUGCACUCUGUUAUUUAAAAAUUAAGCAUGUGGCAAAUAAUUACUUUACACUUCAAAGUGUUCUUUUUGGAUGCUUUUCUUUAGUCUAAACCAGGAAACAUAAAAAUUAAUGAAAAGUGACCACAAGACCUCUCUCUCUCUUUUUUUUUUCUCUCCUCUAAACUAGCAUAAGUUAAAACUAAGUUUUCAGGUGGCAACCCUGACUGCUACACUACAGUCAGCUGGAAGGUAUACUCUGAGUGCAGUGUUUUUCCAGUGUGUGAGUUUUAUCCUCACAACCCUAACUGCUUCUCAAACUACACACUACAUACUGCUGCACAGAGGCUACCCAUUUCCCCACCUGUAGUACUCCCCAAAGCUUCCAUCUGAGUGAGGUCAGUCUUGGCAUGUAAACGGAAUUCACCAGGACUAUAGUAGUAUCCUUUUGUCUGCCUUUGAAAAGUCCCCUUGGUCUAAAAACAUAUGCAAGAUAGUGACUAUGUGUGGACAUUUCUAAUGAAGCUAAGGAUGUGUCCUGAGAUAAAUUUCACACUCUUCUGCUCCCACCACAAGCCUCCUCCUGUCCAUGACAAGUGACUUCCCUUAGAGGAAACGGAAUUCAGAAAGCAGCUCCUAGCUCUUCCUUCUCUCUUUUAGCAUCAAUGAAGAAUCUCAUUCAUCAGCUGCAAAUCUCUAACUGCACAGUAUGUUUUGUGUAGUGAAGAGGCAAGGAGGUAAAAGCAAGCCAAACAAGCAAAUCUGCUAAUCAUCUCCCUCUGCCUCCAGCUUCACAGCAAAGUGCCAAUGAGGGCCCUUCAGAAGGAAAUCUCUUCACCUUCACAACAUGAUGAGUCUUGUCUGGCUUAAAUAUAUAAGUCAGCCUGCUUUAAAUCUCUUACAUGCAUUUGUGUUCCAUAGAAACAUACUGAAUUUUAGUAUUUCUGUGUAGCAUUGUACAUCUGAAAAACAAAGAUACACUGUGACUGCAGGCAUUUUAAACUGCUGUUGAUACAAAUGUAUGCGUAAAGUCAGCUCUUCUUGACACAGCUUGGUUGUACCAGCAAAGACUGGAGCAGCUGGGCAGCUGUCAUGCCUUUUCACCCUGCCCUGCAAGCUGAGGUGGUAUACAAGUUUGGCAAGAGAGUGCCUGCUGAAUACUUCACAGCAGACAGUGGAUCUUUCAGCUACAGUAUUUUGACAACAUUUCUCGACUUGUGAAAGACACCAACUCUUGUAUUGCUAGGAAGACAUGAGCUGGCAAAAGUUUGAUGCAUCUUUUACUUUUUACCUGCUUGGAUAGGGUGGCAUAUAGAAAUGUGCGCUGAAUGGGACUGACUAGUACUUUUAGGAAACACUUCUAAACAUGUUAAGUUAGCAAUAAUGUGUUCUCCAUACCCUACAUAACAUUUCCUCCAGCUCACACAUUCUUUUUUGUCUCAUACAUCAGUCUUAAAUAAACUGUGAGGAAUGACAAUAGUCUACUGCUGUUUCAAAUGGUG